Molecule: messenger RNA, 952 nt
Organism: Carlito syrichta (Philippine tarsier)
Lineage: Eukaryota; Metazoa; Chordata; Mammalia; Primates; Tarsiidae
Gene: RNF24
Product: ring finger protein 24
Exons: 5
Coding region: 4-450 (148 amino acids)
Cellular component (GO): endomembrane system
Molecular function (GO): ubiquitin protein ligase activity; zinc ion binding
Source: RefSeq, a predicted model, not a curated record
UCCAUGAGCUCGGAUUUCCCACAUUACAACUUCAGGAUGCCUAAUAUUGGAUUCCAGAAUCUGCCUCUCAACAUAUAUAUUGUGGUUUUUGGUACUGCUAUAUUUGUCUUCAUUCUUAGUUUACUCUUCUGUUGCUACUUGAUUAGGCUAAGACAUCAAGCACACAAAGAAUUUUAUGCCUACAAACAGGUUAUAUUAAAAGAGAAAGUAAAAGAACUAAAUUUACAUGAGCUCUGUGCAGUGUGUCUAGAAGACUUCAAGCCUCGAGAUGAGUUGGGGAUUUGUCCAUGUAAGCAUGCCUUCCACAGAAAGUGCCUUAUUAAGUGGCUGGAGGUUCGGAAAGUGUGUCCCCUAUGCAACAUGCCAGUUCUGCAACUGGCCCAGUUGCACAGUAAGCAGGACCGUGGACCCCCUCAGGGGCCCCUUCCGGGGGCAGAGAACAUUGUAUAGCUCACCACGAGGGUCAGACUAUUGUUGGAUAUGACGUCCACGUGGAGCCAGGAGGAACACACAUGGUCUCUGUGUUGGCUGCUCUCCACCUGGGGCACCAGCUGCCACUUCCUUUGCUUCGUGAAGAACUCUUGGGCCAGCCAAGCUGAGAACCUAGUCACCUGUGACAACCAAAGCACUUUGACACUACCCCCUGCAGAGAGAAGAGGAGUGGAGGAGCCUGCGGGUUUGCCUCAAGAACCUUCAUGAGGUCUCUCACUAACUCUAUUAUGCUCUGUCUCCCGGACCCUUAUCUCCAUGCCAAGCAGGAGGGAAGAGAAACAAGAGUGGUAGAGAAGGAAGCUGAGGGCAGGCCUUGAAAACCACACCCCUUCCUCUGGAUGGGUGGGCUUCUGUGCCAGCCGCACAUGCCACUGUAGCAGCAGACCCUCCCAACAGCCCCUGAGCCAAGUAAAACCAGCACAACGGCUGCCAGGGGUUGGUGAGGAGUGCCUGCAAGGCU